Molecule: messenger RNA, 1501 nt
Organism: Exophiala viscosa
Lineage: Eukaryota; Fungi; Ascomycota; Eurotiomycetes; Chaetothyriales; Herpotrichiellaceae
Exons: 1
Coding region: 51-1058 (335 amino acids)
Source: RefSeq, a predicted model, not a curated record
UCUGUCGUUGGACACAUGGCUAACUCCUUCGUUGUAGAUUGACUCUCACAAUGGGUGAAGUCAAUUCAAGCAUUUUUAACCUGAGGAGGCACCUGAGGGAGACCAGGUCUCGGCCUUGGUUGACCAAUAGUGCCCUCCGACGGUCUCCCCCUUCUGGUCUCAAUGGUGGUGAAGAUGCCCCUUCACUAUCGGAGAGUACCACUGUGACCCUUGUCUCGGACCAGCCACCUUCCACUGCUGGCAAGUGUGAUCCUGAGGAGCAACGUACGGACAGCACCAAAGAAGAGCAGGUUCAACCCUGUCUCUCCCAGGCGAAAGCCAGGGCUUCCAAAAUCCCCCGUUGGGUGGGUCUGAAAGGUGUCUUGUCCCGAAUCUGCCAACCUCGACCACUUGCUAGGGAAGGUGUGCUUGGGAAGGUCAAGUCAACUGCCAUUUCUCCUACCGUCACAGAGGAGAAGACCCUGGCGUCUCGGCUUCCCGUUCGCAUCAGGAGGUUCUUCACUGGGAGACGGUCUGCCUCACCGCAGAUACGACGUAGUAAGACACCGGUUGCUUAUGCGGGAAUGUCCACAGACAAAGGGGUUGGCACUAGUGGGCUCGAGGGCUAUAUGAUGACGGUGACUUUUCGUCCGAAGGGCACAGCUAAGCCGAAGCAGAGCAGACAGAAACCGGAGCGGAUCAGGGCUCAUCGGGGUAGGUGCUUGCACCCCUCGAUCCUGAAGCACCGUGUGGAAGUCUGCGCUGAGGCGAAGCUGGGCGUACCGACUGAUGUGGGCCAAGGUGUGAAAACCGACCCUGCAAAGUCAAAGAAGGUACGCUUCUCAUCGGCACUCACAUCGCGGAUCACAAUUCCCAGGGACCAGCUUUCGAGCAAAGUCCAUAAAUGCUGUGGUCGCGUUGAGUGCCGGAGAUGCCCUGAGGAUCGACCGAAGCAUUUGUCAGGUGGUGCAUGGCUAGAUGCUCAGGCAGUGCUGGGGUAUGACUACCUGAAGCAUUCCGGAGGCCUGUUCGGUAAUGAACGUCAUGAGUUGGACACGAUGGGGAGCGUGUUCUCCUGAUGACUUCAAAGCCCGACGCUCCGGAGGUAAGUAUGGCAUUGGUGCCAAGGUGGUGGAAUGGCUGCAAGUCAACUGUCCUGUUUUCGCUGGGGCUAUCACUGAUAAUGGGCGUUGCUUGUAUGUCGGAAGUCUCGGGACGCUGGGACUUCCUUGGGGUGUUAAUGCGCAGGAGCAGGAUUCAGGUGACGCACAUCCAUUGACUCUGAGCACGAAGAAAAUCACAAAAAAGGGGAGAGUGCAGGACGCUGUGCUUGAGCCACCAAAAAAAUGUUAAAGAAAAGCAAAAAAUCAUACUCUUUAGUUAGCUUGCAUUUGCUUUUAGUGCUCAGAGCUGGAUGUGCGAUUGCCUGGGAGGACUUGUGGUGACGGCUAAUGUGGUUAUAGGGUUUUCCUCCUUCAUUGGAGAUGCCCCCUUAUGGGGAUGGCAGGACGCUUGCGUUGAU